AUGGCGACGAAAGCUAUGGACAUAGUAAAGAAAAUAAAUUCUGGACCAACGGGACCGAAUUUAUGGUUCGGCCUCAUUGCAUUGAUAACUGCCGGCGGAGAACAGGGUUUUUCAUCGUUUGCCUUCAAGUGCCCAUGCAACGACUGGAACUUUACUUACGGAGCUGUAUCUCUUCUAGUACCCGCACAAGUACUGCUGAUACUGGGUUACAUGCUACACAACAAAACAUGGAAACUGUUCACAGGAUUGUGCCGUCGCAAAUCUAAGUUAUGUCAUUUGGGCAAUUUCACCGCGCUGAUGCAGAUCACCGUCACUGCACUGGUCGCGCCCGUUACCUGGAUUGCAAUUGCGCUCCUAAAAGGAGAAUAUUUUGAAUGUGCGAUGACAGGCACUAACGCUACGCUUUUCGUGCGUCACUUUUGUCAUAAAAGUAGCGCUCAGUGUCAAACGGAGCUGCAAAAGUUUCCUUGUGGCAGAAGUACCACAGUUUCACAAGCAGAGAGAGAGGCUGUCUUGGCGUCAAUACGGGCCCAGUCACAGGUUUUAGGAUGGCUUCUGAUUGCGUCCUUCAUAAUGUUACUUUUUGUACUCACCUGUUGGACCAGGUGUGGCUCUCCAGUCAGUUACUUGCAGCUUCAGUUUUGGAGGACUUAUAGAUUGAAGGAACUUGACUUGUUUGAACGUCAAGCAGCCGCCCGUGCUGCGGAACUUGCUGAGAGAAACACAAAGUCCUUUUUUGAACUGACGAAAGCCGAAGCGCUGAGGAAUCCCUCAAGACAGGCUUGGGAAAAAAUCUCUGCUCUCGUCAGUUACAGUAAUUUUGACGAGUACUAUAGCUCCUUACACAGGUAUGUAUGCACUUCACAGGACCCAGAAAAUCCUAUGAAAAGGUCGGAAAACUCAGGGGGGAUAGCACUGAACCGUUUGCCGAGUCUUGAUCCCGACGACACGAUCCGGAUGAUGCUACCGAUGGAAAUAGCCGAAUGA
Messenger RNA from Chanos chanos (milkfish), 987 nucleotides. It is a transcript of the gene calhm6, whose product is annotated as calcium homeostasis modulator family member 6. Lineage: Eukaryota; Metazoa; Chordata; Actinopteri; Gonorynchiformes; Chanidae. The record is from RefSeq and is a predicted model, not a curated record. Bases 1 to 987 code for a protein of 328 amino acids. Gene Ontology annotation, molecular function: monoatomic cation channel activity. The transcript has 2 exons. Gene Ontology annotation, cellular component: plasma membrane.